Molecule: messenger RNA, 687 nt
Organism: Dicrocoelium dendriticum
Lineage: Eukaryota; Metazoa; Platyhelminthes; Trematoda; Plagiorchiida; Dicrocoeliidae
Source: the annotation of a GenBank genome assembly
AUGGCGGGCUUGGGGUGGGGGGGGGGGCUGGCUGGCGGGGGGGGGGUGGCGGGCCGGGAGGGGGGGGGCGGGCUGGGGGAGGGCUUUGGGGUCGGGGGGGGGCUGGAGGGGGGCUGGGGCUCUGGCGGGGGCUGGCCCGGGGGGGGACUUGGGGGGGGUGGGGGGGGGGGGGCUCCGGUCCGGGGGGGGGGGGCUGAGGGGGGGGGGGCUUGGCGGCGGCUUGGGGGGGCGGGGGGGGGGGGGGCUUUCGGGGGGGCGGGGGGGGGCUUGGGGGGGGGGGGGGGGGGGGGGGGCGGGGGGGGGGGGGCUCGGGCGGGGGGCGGGGGCUGGGCUGGGCUGGGCUUGGGGGGGGGGGGGAGGGGGGGGGUUAGGGGGGGGGGGUGGGUGGGGGGCGGUGGCUGGGGGGGCGGGGGGCGGGGGGGGGCUUGGGGGGGGAGCUUGGGGGGCCUGCGGGGCUGGGGUCUGGGCUUCCUGCGGGGCUGGGCCCUUGGCGGGGGGGGGGCCGGGACUUGGCGGCGGAGGGCGGCUGGGGGGGGGAGGGGGCUUUUUGUACUUGAUGCGAAUGCCUCCCAACAGUAUGCAUCCUACUCCAAUAUUAAUAUUGUUGAUCCUGACUAUUUCGUUGACGCUCCUGACGCCAGUCAACAUCAACACCUUACAUCCGUGCAGUCAAUCUCACAGCACUAG